Messenger RNA from Penicillium subrubescens, 1209 nucleotides. RefSeq names its product rRNA-processing protein LAS1. Lineage: Eukaryota; Fungi; Ascomycota; Eurotiomycetes; Eurotiales; Aspergillaceae. Gene Ontology annotation, molecular function: endonuclease activity. The transcript is spliced from 4 exons. Bases 1 to 1209 code for a protein of 402 amino acids. The record is from RefSeq and is a predicted model, not a curated record. Gene Ontology annotation, biological process: maturation of LSU-rRNA; maturation of 5.8S rRNA. Gene Ontology annotation, cellular component: Las1 complex; preribosome, large subunit precursor.
AUGGCCAAGGUCAUUUUCACAGCAUGGAAGACCAAGGCUCAAUUACUCGACGUCCGGAGUGAAUUUUACCCGCCCUCGUUGUACAAUGGGCCGGACAUGCGCUCUCACGCUUGCGCUACAGUGGAGGCCUGGAAACUACGCGGCAAUGUCCCACAUCAUGUGGAGGCCACCGCGUUGUUGACAGACGCGAUUCUGCAUGACGAUGGGCAGAGAAACUCGAUUUUUUCCAUCCGCGCCACAUACUCCGCGGCUUUCUGUCGCUUUGUUACGGGCCUUGUAGACACCAAAGUCACUGGUCCCCGGAGAACAAUGUUCCAGCGCGCAAUGGAUAUGGGCCUGCCAGCCUCGUUUGUCGAGCUGCGCCAUGAAGCAACGCAUCGCGAGCCUCCAUCGCUCGUUGUCCUCCGCAAAGCCGCACAGCGCUCGCUGGAGUGGUUGUGGGACAACUACUGGGCGAGCAUUGACCUGGAUGGAAUCGGUGGUGCGCCUCGGCCCGCCCAUGAUGAAAACCUGCCCAUCGCAACAGCACUCAGUCGAAAGUUACACGAAAUCAGACACGGGUCAGGCUCGAGACCAGUGCUGAAGAAAAGGAAGCGCGAACAAGAGGAUGCCGUUGCGGGUCAAUUGCUUGAAAUUUGCAGUGCAUCAGAGGGCGGAAUCAGUGCCGGGUUGGCUAAGCUGGCGGUUCUACUGUUGGAUUCCGCAAUGUUGGUGGACUCGGAGAGAAAACUUGGAGACUCCAUGGACGCGAUGUUCGAAAAAUGGGAUCUGGUGCUGCAGAAGAUGGCAGACGGUCAUUCUUCAUUCUUGCUCUUUCUGUCUGAGGAGCUGGUGCACAAAUUGGCACUGGACCCUUCGACGGAAUCGUUGGAGAACACUGUGGCAGAGGGAAUCUUUCUAUGGCUGGAACAUCUGCUCACUUCGCCCGCAUGGGAGUCGCAGAGGCAUUUUCUUCCCCAGGGCUACCUCCUUGCGGUCUGCAAUGACCACCCCACCCAUUGGGCGAAGAUGCUGGGCAAGAGACUCAAGCUCCAGCAGCAAGGCACGGCUGCUGCAGUGUCCGCCCCCCAAAUGACAGCGAACCCUUCAUCGAAGAAACGGGCCCAACCCGAUUCGACUGGACGGUUUUCAAAGAGGCUGCAGGAGCAUGGAUGGGGUCUCGCUGCUCAAUGGGAAAGUCGGCCUCUGGGAGUUACCUCGAGUCACUGA